AUGUAUGGCCGCUACACCCAGGAGCUCGGGGUGUAUGCCAAAGAGGAGGCCGCUCGGCUGAGGGAGAGCGGACAGAGGCGAUCGGUCAGCGACCGAAGCCGAACUCUGGACCUUCUGGAGUACGACAAGGGGCGCUGUGCCAAGUGUCGCAUCUGCACGGUUCGCUGUCAGAAGUUCCUGAUCUCGCGGGUUGGGGAGGACUGGAUCUUCCUCAUCCUGCUGGGACUCCUCAUGGCCCUGGUCAGCUGGGUGGUGGACUUCUGCAUCGCCAUCUGUCUACAAGCACAGAAGUGGAUGUACGGGGGUCUGGACAGCAACGUGUUUCUACAGUAUCUGGCCUGGGUCACCUACCCUGUAGUCCUCAUCACCUUCUCUGCCGGCUUCACACAGAUUCUCGCCCCACAGGCUGUUGGUUCAGGCAUCCCAGAGAUGAAGACCAUCCUGAGAGGAGUUGUGCUGAAGGAAUACCUCACCUUCAAAACUUUUGUGGCCAAAGUCAUCGGACUCACCUGCGCCCUGGGCAGUGGCAUGCCUCUGGGCAAAGAGGGUCCGUUCGUUCACAUUGCCAGUUUGUGUGCUGCUCUUCUCAGCAAGUUCAUGUCUCUGUUCGGAGGGAUCUAUGAGAAUGAGUCAAGAAACAUCGAGAUGCUGGCAGCUGCCUGUGCUGUGGGAGUGGGAUGCUGUUUUGCUGCCCCCAUAGGAGGUGUGUUGUUCAGUAUUGAGGUAACAUCCACGUUCUUCGCGGUUCGUAACUAUUGGAGAGGUUUCUUUGCUGCUACCUUCAGUGCCUUCAUCUUCAGAGUACUGGCCGUUUGGAACAGAGACGAAGAGACCAUCACAGCUCUUUUCAAAACCCGUUUCCGGCUUGACUUUCCCUUUGACCUCCAGGAGCUUCCUGCCUUUGCCGUCAUUGGCAUUGCCAGUGGAUUUGGUGGGGCUUUGUUCGUCUACUUGAACCGACUGAUUGUCCAGUUCAUCAGGAAGCAGAAGGCCAUCAACAGAUUCCUCAUGAAAAAACGUCUGCUGUAUCCUGCACUGGUCACUUUACUUGUUUCCACUCUAACAUUCCCCCCUGGUUUCGGACAGUUUAUGGCUGGCAGGCUGACCCAGAAGGAGUCUCUGGUGACGUUACUGGAUAACCGGACGUGGGCCAAGCAGGGCAUCGCUGAAGAGUUUGACUACAUCGGAAACUCUGCAGCCUGGAAACACCCACAGGUCAACGUCUUUGUCACCCUGGUCAUCUUCAUCAUCAUGAAGUUCUGGAUGUCUGCGCUAGCCACCACCAUCCCAGUGCCCUGUGGAGCCUUCAUGCCAGUGUUUGUUAUUGGGGCAGCUUUUGGUCGUCUGGUCGGAGAGAGCAUGGCAGCCUGGUUCCCUGAUGGCAUUCACACAGAUGGCACCAUCUACCCCAUAGUGCCAGGAGGUUACGCUGUCGUGGGUGCUGCGGCCCUGUCAGGAGCGGUCACCCACACGGUGUCCACAGCUGUCAUCGUGUUUGAGCUGACUGGACAGAUCUCGCACAUCCUGCCGGUGAUGAUAGCGGUGAUCCUGGCCAAUGCCGUGGCUCAGUCCUUGCAGCCCUCCCUCUACGACUCCAUCAUCAGGAUCAAGAAACUGCCCUACCUCCCCGAGCUGGGCUGGGGGCAUCAUGAGAAGUAUAACAUCCGUGUGGAGGACAUCAUGGUUAGGGAUGUGAGGUACAUCACACUCAACUGCUGCUACAGAGACCUGCACAACGUCCUGAUGACUGGCCACCUCAAAACUCUGGCUCUGGUGGAAUCAGCUGAGUCCAUGAUCCUGUUGGGCUCCAUUGAGCGUGCCCAGCUCCAGUCGCUGCUCUCCCAGCAGCUCGGUCGCCCUCGGCGGCUCGAGUACAUCAGGGAGCGAACUGUUGCGGAGAAGAAACGCAUGUCAGUUGUGUCAGACCCAGGCAGCGAGGACGGCAGCCAUCGGGCCAGUCAGGAAGUUCGCUUCCAGAUCUCUACAGAGGAGUCCACCUUCAGUCCUGUUCGCCCAGUCCCCCAGAAGCCCCUCAAACCGGCACUAAAGAGACCCUCUGUGGUGGAGAGACCAACCGAGAUACCCACCAGUCCAAAUGAUAAUUCGGGCAUUGCUUUGAAGAACCUGUUCUGUGCCAGUCCAGAUGCAGAAGGCCUGGAGGAGCCUCCACCCAGCUUAAAGAGUUUCUCAGGGGAUGAUGGAGAUGUGGAGGAUGACAUGACCAUAAGAGAGAUUGCAGAGUGGGAGGAGAUGCAGCUUGAUGAGCAGGUCAACUUCAACAACUGUAAGAUCGACCCCGCCCCAUUCCAGCUGGUGGAACGCACGUCGCUGCAUAAGACCCACACCAUCUUCUCUCUGCUCGGCCUUGACCAUGCCUACGUCACCAGCAUUGGACGCCUCAUCGGGGUGGUUUCCCUCAAAGAGCUUCGCAAGGCCAUCGAGGGUUCUGUGACCGUGAAAGGGGUGAAAGUGCGUCCUCCUCUGGCCAGCUUCAGGGACAGUGGCACCAGCAGCAGCGAGAAUGAAGCCACUGAGCUCCACAAGCUGUGGGACCGCCACAAGAGCAUGUCACUGCCCCGCGAACACACCCCCUCCGAGUCUGACGAGAAGUCCCAGUGAGGGAAAGGAGAAGAGGAGGAGAACAAAGAGGAGCAGGUGGAGGAAGAGA
Messenger RNA from Cheilinus undulatus (humphead wrasse), 2668 nucleotides. It is a transcript of the gene clcn2c, whose product is annotated as chloride channel 2c. Gene Ontology annotation, cellular component: membrane. The coding region runs from base 1 to 2619 and encodes 872 amino acids. The transcript is spliced from 23 exons. The record is from RefSeq and is a predicted model, not a curated record. Gene Ontology annotation, molecular function: voltage-gated chloride channel activity. Lineage: Eukaryota; Metazoa; Chordata; Actinopteri; Labriformes; Labridae. Gene Ontology annotation, biological process: chloride transport; transmembrane transport.